Molecule: messenger RNA, 408 nt
Organism: Cokeromyces recurvatus
Lineage: Eukaryota; Fungi; Mucoromycota; Mucoromycetes; Mucorales; Mucoraceae
Product: clasp N terminal-domain-containing protein
Exons: 2
Coding region: 1-408 (135 amino acids)
Source: RefSeq, a predicted model, not a curated record
AUGAACAUGCUUCUAUUGUUGAUGAAUGAAAAAAAUAGUCAGGUUCGACUUUAUACCAUUACUUAUACCAAAACUUUAUUGCAAGCACAUGCACAUCGUGAUCAUACUCGUUUAGUCAUGGAUCGUACAAAUGCAACUGAUCAUUUUGAAACGCUUUUGACAAAAGGUUUAAAUGAUGCGACUCCUACUGUUAAAGAAAUGUGUCGACAAGCAUUUUGGAUAUUUUGGGAACAUUGGAGAUCAAGAGGUGACCACUCAAAAGCAAUUAGAAAAUCAAAAAUAAUAUUGAAUAAAUCUGCUUCUUCAGGAACAGUGAUGCAACAACAUAGUCCAAGUGCAUCACCAAAGAUAUCAAAUUCAUUAAACCGUCAAGACUCAAUGCCUAUUUCUCCUUCUAAUUCAAAAUAG